Molecule: messenger RNA, 1092 nt
Organism: Eleginops maclovinus (Patagonian blennie)
Lineage: Eukaryota; Metazoa; Chordata; Actinopteri; Perciformes; Eleginopidae
Product: odorant receptor 131-2-like
Exons: 3
Coding region: 1-1092 (363 amino acids)
Biological process (GO): detection of chemical stimulus involved in sensory perception of smell; G protein-coupled receptor signaling pathway
Cellular component (GO): membrane
Molecular function (GO): G protein-coupled receptor activity; nucleic acid binding; odorant binding
Source: RefSeq, a predicted model, not a curated record
AUGUUCCAAGAGGACAAUGCCAGGAUCCAUCGAGCUCAGAUUGUGAAAGAGGGGUUCAGGGAUCAUGAGACAUCCUUUUCACACAUGGAUCGGCCCCCACAGAGUCCAGACCUGAACCCCAUGGAGAAUCUUUGGGAUGCGCUGGAGAAGGCUUUGCGCAGUGGUUUGGCGGCCGCUGACGGUGUCAUGAGUAACUUCACCACCGUCGUGUACCGGGACAGUUUGAACGUGGCGAUCAUGAAAAAUGUGAUCACCGUGGUUUUCUGCAUCUCCAUCAACUACGUCAACGGCACGCUGGUGCACACCUUCAGGAAGCACCAGGUGUUCAACAUGAACCCUCGCUACAUCCUGUACAUCCACCUGGUGCUGAACGACAUCGUCCUGCUGACCAUCUUCACGUUGCUCCAGGUCCUGAGUUACAUCGUCUACACCCUCAACGUCUCCUUCUGCAUGCUCCUGCUCAGCAUUGCUAUAUUAGCCAACGUCAACAACCCGUUCACGCUCGCUGUGAUGUCGGUGGAGCGUUACGUCGCCGUCUGCUUCCCUCUCCGACACUCCCAGAUCUGCACGGUGCGGAAAACGUACGCCGUUAUCGGUGUCAUGUGGCUGAUCGGCCUCCUCACCGUACUUCCGGAUAUCUUCUACGCUCUGGCCUCAGAGACCCUGGGGUUCUUUGGCUCCAGGGUAUUUUGUCUGAAUGACAACAUCUUCAGAAACCCCGUUCUUAAAGAGAGGCGAGACGUGUCCAACAUCUUGUGUCUGUUGAUCAUUUGGCUCUCUCUUUUCUACACGUACUUCCAGAUAAUGUGCGCGGCUAAGGCGGCUGCGGCGGACAGUCGGAAGGCCAGGAAAACGGUGCUGCUGCACGGCUUUCAGCUGCUGCUCUGCAUGCUGACUUACGUCUUCUACCUAGCCUUAAAGGGCCUCACCAUCCUGUUCCCGAGAGGGGUGCUGACCAUCCGCUUCAUCCUUUCAAUACUCACGCAUGUUCUGCCUCGACUCAUCAGUCCGUUGGUUUAUGGGCUGCGGGACAAGAAGUUUAGGAGGUACCUGAGGAGAUACUUCAUCUGUUCCAUCCACAAACAACCAUAA